AUUCGCAUCGCUCAUGUAAUGUUUAUACGUAUCAGAUACGGUUACAGAGACAAUUUGCGACUCUGUCACUUGUAACACUGCCGACGUUCUUUGCUAACAGAUUUUGAUACACAAUGUUGAAUACGCUGAAUGUAACCAGCGAUGCGUGAUUCAUGAUCUGCUCGCACCGGUGAGUCUUAAUUAUUGACCUUCGCCGCGUAUUUUCCGAUGAGACAGGGACGACCUUGUUCCUUCUCCAUGCCGGUUGAAUGCGCGCGGUUAUUUCGACCUGGGAAAUACCGGCGCACGUGCUGCGAUUUGUUGUACAUAUAUGCGCGCAAUUAUAAUUAUCGGAAGUAAUUUUCUGUUCUUUUCUUUUUGCUCACAUUGCGCCAGAUAUUUUACACGUGUUGGCCACCGCGCAUAACACCGCCAGCAGCGGCACGGCCACGGUGUCGUUACCGAGGCGUUUUUAACGCGCCGUAAAAGGUCAUGCCAUUAUAUUCCCAUCCGGCAGGAUGCGCAAGCUAAUAUGCUUCUCCUAAAGUUACGAACAACGGAAACGGUCUAUCGCACUGCAGCGCAUCGAUGUAUUUAUGAAUAUAUAUAUAUAUGAAUGUGCGUAAAAACCCGCACGCGCUCCGUGAACGAUUUAUUUGGAUGUCGGUAGUGUCCCACUCACAACGGCAUCUUCCUCGUUGGAUUCUCGAAUCUUUGAGAUGAAUAAAAUCCUACUGUACUUGCUGCCGCUGUGCGAGCUGCUGCAACGAAGUAACGCCUAUCCGCAAACAGACGCUACUUCCACAAAUCAGCAAUGCUUGUGUAUUCCUAGAAUCAGUUGUUCCAGCGGCGGUGGCGGCAUUGAUAUCAGAAUUGUUAAUACGGGAAAUACUUGUUCCCCUGGAUAUGUAUAUUGCUGUUCUGGCGGUUCGAAUGGUGGUAAUUCUUGCGGCAUCAGAAAAAUUCCACCCUCGUCGCAUCCAGUGGGGCAAGCUGCGUAUGGUGCAUAUCCAUGGCAAGUGGCUAUUUUAGCCAACGAUAACAACUACAUUGGAGGUGGAGUGCUAAUCAGUCCAACGCACGUUCUGACUGUCGCUCAUAAAGUGGCGAAUUAUGUGUGUUGCGGAAACAGUAUCAAAGCAAGGCUAGGUGAGUGGGACGCUCAAUCUACCACCGAACCUGAUCCGUACGUGGAUAUCUCCGUGUCGAGAGUUACUCUGCAUCCUCAGUAUAACUCGCAAAAUCUGCAGAACGACAUAGCGGUGCUCAAAUUGAGUUCGGCCGCUCCAAUCUCAACCAGUCCCAACAUUAACACCGCUUGUUUACCGUCCGCUGAACCUGCACCAGGAACGAGAUGUUGGGUGUCGGGUUGGGGAAAGGACGCCUUUGGACCUAACGGGAAGUAUCAGAGCAAACUGAAGGAAGUGGAUGUACCCGUGUUGGCUCGAGCGAAUUGCCAAAAUGAUCUUCGGAGUACAAGACUCGGCCAGUUCUUCGUUCUGGACAACAGCUUUAUGUGCGCUGGAGGGGAAGCAGGCAAAGAUGCGUGCACUGGCGACGGAGGUUCACCGCUGGUAUGUUCGAAUAACGGACCGUUCCAAAUCGUCGGAUUGGUGACAUGGGGUAUUGGCUGCGCAGGUGCAGGAAUACCUGGUGUGUACACCAACGUGUUCAACUUUCUCUCUUGGAUCAUGCAACAAAUGACAUAGCUUAUGGAAUAACAGUUUGAUGCCAUUUUACUUAUUUAAUAGCUUCUGUUAGAUUUAAAUUUUGUAUUCAUCAAAUGUGAGAUUAUUCUUUGUAUUCAUCGUAAAAUAUAGCAUUUAAUAUGUAUCAUAGAAAUAAAAUAAAUAGAUUAUAUAUAGCACAAAUGUUAUCGCGA
Molecule: messenger RNA, 1861 nt
Organism: Odontomachus brunneus
Lineage: Eukaryota; Metazoa; Arthropoda; Insecta; Hymenoptera; Formicidae
Product: phenoloxidase-activating factor 2-like
Exons: 6
Coding region: 699-1688 (329 amino acids)
Biological process (GO): proteolysis
Molecular function (GO): serine-type endopeptidase activity
Source: RefSeq, a predicted model, not a curated record